GCAAGCGGCCCCAAGACGGCAACGGCGCUCGCCUCUUGUCAGGGACCGUCGCGGUCCCACUCCGCUCGUCACGGGGAGCUGCCGCAGGGCCCGCACCGCAUGGGCUGCCUGCCUGCCUCGCAAACGGUUUCCGCCACCCCUGUCAUCAAUCCCGCCCCGCGUCUGGGAUGCUAGGAGUUAUAAAGGCGCUGCCAGGGAGAAGGGAAGCAGGACAGGUGGGGAGCAGAGAGGCGAGAAGGAGCGGGGCCUCCACCAUGGACGCUUCCCGCCUUUUGCUAGCGCUGGCCUUGCUUCUCUCGGGCGGCCUGAGGUCGGUCCGGAGUCUCGAGGAGGCGUUCGGCUCCCAAGAACUCUUGGCCGAAGAACCCAAUGGCCACCCGGAGAGGUUUUUAGACUGGAUGCCACAAGAGGGUGAGGACCACACUGGUCAGAGCUUACCUGAUGACCAUCUGCUGGGCGUCCUUCUCCGUACAUUGUUCCAUGCUGUGCAGAGAUCUGGUCGCAGCCCUUCCUUUCUAUUCCAGCCACAGAGGUUUGGCCGUGAAGUCAGGACCAACAUUUUGAGAAGCACUGGCCGGAUCAAACCACGAGCUUGGGAUUCUCUGGCCCCUCAGUUUCUCAGUAUGGCUGCCCCACAACGCUUUGGCAAGAAAAAAUGAAGCUGGAAGUAGCAACCCAGAAAAAAUAAACACCGAAAGUAAUUGCUUCCUGGAUCCUGGCAAACUGGACGGGAGCCACACCUUAAUUUUCUGCUUCUUUAUUUCUGUGUUUUGUCACUCAGCCUUAGCUGGGUGGCCCAUCCCUGUUAAGGACCUGUAUUUUAUUUGUUGUCAACAAUAAUAAAACAACAUUGUUACAUCUUGAA
Pantherophis guttatus is the source of this 865-nucleotide messenger RNA. RefSeq names its product neuropeptide FF-amide peptide precursor (gene NPFF). Gene Ontology annotation, molecular function: neuropeptide hormone activity; G protein-coupled receptor binding. Gene Ontology annotation, cellular component: dendrite; axon terminus; perikaryon. NCBI's taxonomy places the organism in Eukaryota, Metazoa, Chordata, Lepidosauria, Squamata, Colubridae. The record is from RefSeq and is a predicted model, not a curated record. Gene Ontology annotation, biological process: excitatory postsynaptic potential.